AGACCUUAUUUUUUUUCUUUUCUGAAUUAAAAGUUGCCAUUUCAUUCAAAAGGCUCUGUGCUUACGCGCAGAGAAAAAAGCAUUUGGUUCCUGUUGAGAGAAGAUGAAGUUUGGCAAAGAAUUCGCAGCCCAGUUGGUGCAAGAAUGGCAAGAUGCAUACAUGGACUACAAUUAUCUUAAAACAAUCUUGAAAGACUUAUUGCGGUUCAAGCAACAGCAACACACGCCUUCUCCUAUGAUGCCGGCGAAAGGGCCAUUGAAGAGAAGGGUAUCAUUAUAUAGAGCCUUUAGUGGGCUAACAAGCAAGUACAGAAACUCUCCAAGGAAGAGUGAAGAUGAAGCAAUAUUGGUGAGUGAGGGAUCAGACGAUGGGAAAUAUCAAACAAUGUUACUCAUGUUAUCUGAUGGAGGAGGAGAAUGUGAGCUUUUGUUCUUUAGGAGACUUGAUGAUGAGUUCAAUAAAGUGGUUCAUUUUUAUAAGAAGAAAGUGGAGGAAGUGAUGGCAGAGGCAGAUGAAUUGAGUAAACAAAUGAAUGCUUUGAUUGCUCUGAGAAUCAAGAUAGAAAAUCCAAUGGUUUAUGAGACUAAGAUGCUCAAUCUUGCCUCUUCAUACUCCUUAAUUCAUCCUGCCAAUGGCAGUACGCCAGGGCAGGUACUAAUGGAUACUAUUCAAGAAGUUGAGAUGAGUGGUGAAAAACACUCAGAGAGUGAAAGGGGAGCAAGCAAUGGAGGAGAGGGUGAUAUGACAGCCUUCAGACCAGUUCCAUUAGAGGUGUUGGAUCAUGUACAGAUCAAUAUCAAGCCCGAAACUCCGGGAUCGAUGCUAAAGGGUGUCCUCAAGAGUUUGAAAUCAGACAGAUCGUUCACCAAGCGUGAGCUGAAGAAAGCAGAACAGCUUAUGGCACAGACUUUUGCUGAGUUCUACCAAAAGCUUAGACUUUUGAAAAGCUACUGCUUUUUGAAUCAACUGGCAUUCUCCAAAAUCAUGAAGAAGUAUGACAAGAUUACUUCAAGAAAUGCAUCAAAGACUUACCUAGAGAUGGUGGAUAAUUCUUAUCUUGGAAGUUCUGAUGAGGUUACUAAGCUCAUGGAAAGGGUGGAAGCUACUUUUGUUAAGCACUUUGCAAAUGGAAAUCGUAGAAAAGGAAUGGACACAUUAAGACCAAAAGCUAAGAAAGAAAGGCACACCAUUACAUUUUUCUUAGGUACCUUCUUCGGCUGUUGCAUUGCACUUAUAGUUGCCAUUUUUGUGGCUCUCCAUGCACGAGAUGUUCUCAAUAAUCCUGGGCGCACCCAGUAUAUGGAUAACAUUUUUCCGCUUUACAGCCUUUUCGGAUACAUUUUCCUGCAUAUGCUUAUGUAUGCUGGAAACAUAUACUUUUGGAAGCGUUUUCGAGUAAAUUAUUCAUUCAUAUUUGGCUUCAAGCAAGGAACUGAAUUGGGUUUCAGAGAAGUCCUUCUAGUUAGUUCAGGUCUUGCUGUACUUACAUUUGCUGGUGUCUUGUCAAAUUUGGAUAUGGAGAUGGAUCCAAGAACACAAAGCUUCAAAGUUAUCACUGAACUAGUCCCUUUAGCUCUGCUUCUGCUUGUGAUUCUUAUAACGUUCUGUCCUUUCAAUAUGAUAUACCGUUCAAGCCGAUUUUUCCUAAUCCGAUGUGCAAUUCACUGUAUUUUUGCACCUCUUUACAAGGUUACCCUCCCAGAUUUCUUCUUGGCAGAUCAGCUUACUAGCCAGGUGCAAGCUUUUCGAAGUUUGGUAUUCUAUAUUUGCUACUAUGGAUGGGGAGACUUCAAAAAGAGAGAAAAUUCCUGUGUAGAUAGUGACGUUUUUAAAACCUUUUACUUGAUUGUAGCAAUCAUUCCAUAUUGGCUUAGAUUCCUUCAGUGCCUUAGACGUUUAUUUGAAGAGAAAGAUAUAAUGCAUGGAGCUAAUGGACUAAAAGUCUUCUCAAUCAUUGUUGCGGUUGCUACAAGAACAAUUGCUUUUGAGUUUAGGACAGCGCAAACUUUGAAGUUUGCAGCUAUAGCCACUUCAGUGGUUGCUACAGUUGGUGCUACAUAUUGGGAUAUUGUGAUAGAUUGGGGUCUUUUGCACCGCAAUUCUAGAAAUCCUUGGCUGAGAGACAAGCUUCUUGUACCAAACAGAAGCGUUUACUUCAUAGCCAUGGUGCUGAAUAUUUUACUGAGACUUGCUUGGAUGCAGACAGUGUUAGGCUUUAGAGAAGCUCCAUUUCUGCACAGAACAGCCUUGACUGCAAUAGUUGCAAGCCUGGAGAUUAUCAGGCGUGGCAUCUGGAAUUUCUUCAGGUUGGAGAAUGAGCACUUAAACAAUGUGGGGAAGUAUCGCGCAUUCAAAUCAGUACCUUUACCUUUCAACUAUGACGACAAUGAAGGCAAGGAUGCAUAAACAUGAACUGCUCAGAAGAGAGAUGAAGUUAAAAAAUUUCCUACAGAUAAAAUCACAGAUAUCAUUUUCUUUAUUUAUUAUUCCUUAACUCGGUGAGGGGAGUCAUUGAAUAUGCGAGAAACAGAGGAGGAAUGAAAUGCUUGUACACAAAAACAGAAUACAUCAUAGAAGGAUUUUAAUCAGGCAACAGUUUGCGAAAAUUUUGAUUUCGAAUAAUACUCUUCAUUCAUACAAA
Molecule: messenger RNA, 2642 nt
Organism: Mangifera indica (mango)
Lineage: Eukaryota; Viridiplantae; Streptophyta; Magnoliopsida; Sapindales; Anacardiaceae
Product: phosphate transporter PHO1 homolog 9-like
Exons: 12
Coding region: 104-2407 (767 amino acids)
Biological process (GO): cellular response to phosphate starvation; phosphate ion transport
Cellular component (GO): plasma membrane; Golgi apparatus; cytoplasm
Molecular function (GO): inositol hexakisphosphate binding
Source: RefSeq, a predicted model, not a curated record